Molecule: messenger RNA, 1728 nt
Organism: Babjeviella inositovora NRRL Y-12698
Lineage: Eukaryota; Fungi; Ascomycota; Pichiomycetes; Serinales
Product: glycosyltransferase family 91 protein
Exons: 2
Coding region: 1-1728 (575 amino acids)
Molecular function (GO): mannosyltransferase activity
Source: RefSeq, a predicted model, not a curated record
AUGGCGCGCAAGUCGAUCUACCGUGACCAUAUUAGCUUUCCGGACGAUGAGCUCGAGGGCGACCAUGUCAGCCACCACUGGUUUUACUUUUCGGGUGACUCCGUGUGGCUUCAGGAUUACGGCGUACACUUCCACGUCACGCGCGUGUUCUUCUCGCGCGACGGAAUCCGGUCCCAUCCGAAGUUCUCGGUCUUGUAUGCGCAAUUGUACGAUGCGGAUUGGAGAGAGGUGAAGGGUAUGUUGCAGCUACAGACUUCGGCUCCGGUAAAGCCUAAGGAGACAUUCUUUCUGGGGCUUUUCAGAUCCUUCUUGCCUUCACAGUUGUAUCGCAGGGAAAACGAGUUUCUGGAUGGACCUCUGACGUCUUCGACGAAUAUGAAAUUUCCCCAGAUCCUCCCCAUUCCGUUCCGCCAAAAUUCUGAGUCUUUUCUCGGCCCCGAGGACCCUCGUAUCACGCUCCGCAAGAAUCCGCUAGGAUUUGAAGAACCUAUGAUCGUCUUCAACAUGAAGUCGUACGAGUUAGGCAACAAGCGCUGCCUCCACACGUACUUUCCAUUCACCGAGACUCUCACGCCUCUCCUGAUCCAAGGGUACCCGCCGCUCGGCAACCAGAAGAACUGGGUCCCGUUCUUCGACCCAACGGAGGCCGUUAACACUCACGCGCAGUUUCUCUACAACCUCAACCCGCUCGAAGUGCUCAACUGUGACUUGGCGACGGGGGCGUGCAGAUUUAUCCAGGGCAGUGCUGCUGGUAAUAGUGUUUUAAAGCUCAAUGAUUUGAAGCUUUCGAAGAUGCGCGGUGGGUCAACUCUCUGGCCUAUUCCAGACGCGCUCCAGACAAAGCUUUCCACAGGUAAGCGUCUCUGGGUGGGGUUUGCACGAGCCCAUUUGGUCAACUGUGGCUGUGGUGAUUCUAUGUACCGCCCGAACUUGUUUGUCCUUCAGCAGAACACCUUCACGGGGGAGUAUGAGGUUUUGGCGAACAGCGAAUUUCUCGACUUUGACGUAGAGAUCACUCCGUGGAAAAAUCCGCCAGGAGAGGAUCCAGUGUGCGAAGGGGUGAAUGUGUUGAUUCCAAAUGGGAUCAGUUACUGGUAUGUGAGAGAAACGAAGAAGCCGAAAAAAAGCCCAUUCGGCUUGUUCGGGGGGAUAGCGAGUCUCGGGGAACCGAAGGCAACUUCAACUGCUAAGGACUCGCUUAAGUCACGCUCUAGUGGCUCCGUGGCUGAAACUUUCUCGGAGGGACCAAACCCUGGCUCUUUCGAUGAUUACAUGGGCCUCACAAUCUCCAGUGGUGACGCGAACGUCCAGAUUGUCCAUAUUCGUGGGCUCCUCAACCACAUUGCUCUGCUCCCCGGGCUCUUUGAUGACGUAGAUUCUGGGUCUUUCCAAGACAUCGAGUCGCUUGCGUCCGGAAAAACACCCCUGUUCACAGAGCGCCGCUGGUCCAACGCCGUGGGCUGUGCCCUCCAAUACUCGUCAUUUUACUGCAUGAAGCUCGGAGCCGCCAACGACAAGGUCUUGGAGAUGAAAAAGACCAAGGAGUACCAGGAAAAAGCAAAGGCGGAGGCAGAGGCGAAGGCAAAGGUUGACGCUGAGCGCAUCAAGGAAGAAACUCGAAUCAAGGAAAUUGAGGAGGAGGAGCGAAAAGUGAAGCAGGCGUUGGAAAUGGACGAGAAGAAAAAGGAAGAGCAUCGCAAGGCUAUGCACCAAGGGGAGAAUAAGUAA